UCAAGCAUUGACCUUGCUCCAUUCUCUAUACCAACAGUGAAAGAGAAGCUGCUUAGAUCACAUGGGGGUGUUGGACUCUCUGAUCUAGUUCCCUUGUGGUUAGUUAGGUUAUCAUCCCCUAGUAUUAGGGUCUCUUAGUCAGUAUUUAGUCUUCCUUCUUCGUCUCUCCUUAGUGUGCUAUCAGCCCCCACAGUGAGACUGCGAUUAGUUUAACAUGUGAUUAGUUUAACAGAAACCACAGAAGAACCCACAGACAGUAGGGCAGUUGGGAAGUCUUAGCAGCAGGACAAGAGCUCUAACCCUCACGACUCUUGUGCAAAUCUGACCACACAAGAAGACUCUCUCCUGCACUGCUUUGUUGAGCAGAUUCGCAGAUUAUGGCAUCGUGCAUUCCGAUUCCAACAAUUCCUUGUGUUUCGCAUAAGCAAAUAAUUUCAAGAUGCGUUGGACGAGGUGAGUACUUCCAGUGUGCCGUUGAGCGUGUGAUUUUGUUGGAGGUGAUCUGAACCUGAUCAAAAAUGUCUUAAGUAUGCAUCGAUUAGGUGAGAGCAAUGGUCCGUGGAUGAGUCAAGUUGUUUGCUAGCUCUGGUCCGUUGGGCUUCCUGUGUACUUGCUGCAGGACUGAGAAGUCAGCGAUAGCUGCAAGAAGUAUCAGAGGGUGCCUUGCAUCGUCCCAAGAGAUGCCUCCGAAACCCCCCCUUGUGGUCACACUAUCUAAGGCUCUCAUUAAAAUGGCUGUCAGAAGUCAUGAGUUGACACACAAAUGCGCACUGCGCGGGUGCACAGACACUGCUCUGUCGACACUUCGAAAGCUGUGCCGAUGAGGAGAAUUACAGCGACAAGAAUGGGUCCAUCUUCCUGUUAUGAAAAGGUUCGACACAAUUAUUUCCUCGAUAGGGGAGGGUACCGCAACCUGGAGCUGAGCGAAGCAGCGAAGGAAUGGAGAGAAGAUGUAAGCAUCUGCACUGGAAGGCGUUUUUGGUGACCACGCCAGCCUUAUUGUGGUUCGCGAUGCUUCUGGUCGCAAUGCGUUUGUCCUCAGCAGAACCGUUGCGAGUGGGAUACUACGACCUAAGCUGUCCUAGCGCGGAGAGGAUUAUCAGGCAGGCCAUGGAGCGAGGGAUGCAGCAGGACCAGGGAAUAGCAGCUGGUGUACUCCGGCUUCACUUCCACGACUGCUUCGUAGAAGGAUGUGAUGGAUCAGUACUCCUUGACAACCCAAACUCGGAAAAAACAUCCCCGCCCAAUUUCAGUCUGCGAGGAUUUGAGGUCGUAGACGCAGCCAAGGCAGACUUGGAGGCGCUGUGUCCUGGAGUCGUCUCAUGCGCUGAUAUUCUAGCCUUCGGCGCUCGCGAUGCCGUCGAAUUGAUGGGAGGGUUAGGAUGGCGAGUUCGCGCAGGCAGGUAUGACGGCAGAGUUUCCAGCGCCGCUCGAGCACUUGCAGAGAUUCCGGACCCACGCUACACAGUGGAAGAGAUUACGGCAUUGUUUGCUCGCAAGGGCUUGUCGAAGAGCGACAUGAUCGUACUCUCCGGAGCACACACCAUCGGCCGCGCACACUGCGCUUCGGUGACGCCAAGGCUAUACCCCGUGCAAGACCCGCAGAUGAGCCAAGCAAUGGCGGCAUUUCUUAGAACCGCCUGCCCACCUCAAGGCGGCAGUGCGGCAACAUUCAGCUUGGAUUCCACCACACCCUACCGCUUCGACAACAUGUACUACACCAAUCUGAUCGCAAACCGGGGGCUGCUGCACUCCGACCAGGCGCUCAUCAACGACAUGUCCACGCGCGGGGAAACCAUCUUCAAUUCCUUCGCGGCCGGCCCCUGGGCAUUCCAAUUCUCCCGGGUCAUGAUCGAAAUGGGCAACAUUCAGGUCAAAUCGGGGCCUGACGGCGAGAUCCGCCGCCACUGCAGAUUCAUAAACUGAUUCAUUCUCACACUGAUUCAAGUUGCCCCUCCCCCCGGGUUGAUCCAAGCACCAGCAAACAUACCGAACGAUUGACAUGUUUGCUGGAGCUUGGAAAGUGCAUUCUGUUACUGGUGUAGAUUUGAGAUGUGAGUGGAGUUGUAAGCGUGACAGAAACAAUUUUCUUCGAUCUCAGUGGGUAUUGUUCUCUACCAAUUUCUGACUAUUAGUUGCGUUGUGUGAGUGAUUCACUAGGAUACCUUCUUGAAAGAGAGUUAUGGUUGUUGAAGUAGCCUCUGCCUGCAAUAAAUCAUGCUUUUAAUGGGCCUCAGAAUUAGUAAUAAUGGAAACAUUAGGUUAUGGAUCCACGAAGAUGAAGUGGGUCUGAUUCAAUGAGAUUUUAAGAGUGUCUCUCGAACUUAUAUCUUGAAUAUUGGUUAAAAUGAUGUUAUGUUGUGAUUGGAAA
This is a messenger RNA of Physcomitrium patens, 2371 nucleotides long. Its product is annotated as peroxidase 5. Gene Ontology annotation, biological process: hydrogen peroxide catabolic process; response to oxidative stress. Gene Ontology annotation, molecular function: heme binding; peroxidase activity. Lineage: Eukaryota; Viridiplantae; Streptophyta; Bryopsida; Funariales; Funariaceae. The record is from RefSeq and is a predicted model, not a curated record.